Rhincodon typus (whale shark) is the source of this 2421-nucleotide messenger RNA. It is a transcript of the gene ppp1r12a, whose product is annotated as protein phosphatase 1, regulatory subunit 12A. Gene Ontology annotation, biological process: signal transduction. The transcript has 18 exons. Lineage: Eukaryota; Metazoa; Chordata; Chondrichthyes; Orectolobiformes; Rhincodontidae. Gene Ontology annotation, cellular component: A band; Z disc; cytoplasm. Bases 1 to 2421 code for a protein of 806 amino acids. Gene Ontology annotation, molecular function: protein binding; enzyme inhibitor activity; phosphatase regulator activity. The record is from RefSeq and is a predicted model, not a curated record.
AUGAACCUUGCUUUCCGAGGGAGAACCAGUGGGCAGGGAAAGGGCCAGCUCAAGGAACCUAAAGACAUUUUCUUCUGGAAAGGAGUGGAUAUAGAAGCUGCGCGGAAAGAAGAAGAACGAAUAAUGCUUCGCGAUGCCAGGCAAUGGUUAAAUAGCGGGCAAAUAAAUGAUAAUCGGCAUCCCAAAUCUGGGGGAACAGCUCUUCAUGUAGCUGCAGCUAAAGGCUAUUCAGAGGUUUUAAAGCUUCUAAUCCAGGCAGGCUAUGAUGUAAAUAUCAAAGAUUAUGAUGGCUGGACCCCACUACAUGCUGCAGCACACUGGGGAAAAGAGGAAACCUGCCGAAUCCUGGUAGAAAGCUUCUGCGAUAUGGAGAUGAUCAACAAAGUGGGGCAGACAGCUUUUGAUGUAGCUGAUGAAGACAUUCUGGGGUACUUGGAAGAGUUGCAAAAAAGGCAGAAUAUGCUUUUCCGGGAGAAACAAGCAAAUAAAUCCCCUUUGAUUGAGUCAACUGCAACAAUGGAGAACAACCAACAAUUAAAACCCAUCAAAAGUAAAGAAACUCUGCUGAAUGAACAAAAGGUUCCAGUCCACAUAGAGUCUCUUGAGCAGGAAAAAGUGGAUGAAGAAGAAGAGGGUAAGAAAGAUGAUUCAAGUUGUUCCAGUGAAGAGGAGGAGGAAGAAGACUCAGAGUCAGAAGCAGAAGCAGAAAAAAACAAACCUACAACACAUGUAAAUAGUGUAAACCGCAUCAACAGUGGAGGUAGUAUACAGUCUGCAGCAGUAGCCCCAACAAGUGUACCCACGAAUCAAGUUGCGCCAACAUCGCCAGUGAAAAAGUUAGCCACUCCAUUCAUCAGAUCUUUAAAAGAGGAAGAAAAAAAGAGGAAGGAUGAAGAAGAGAAGAAAGAUGCCUCCCCAGCAUCUUGGAGGUCCGGACUUCGCAAGACUGGAAGCUAUGGUGCAUUGGCUGAAAUUAGUGCUUCCAAAGAGGCACAGAAAGAGCGAGAUGUUACAGGUGUGAUGCGUUCAGCCUCAAGUCCCCGACUCUCAUCCACUCUGGAUAACAAAGAGAAGGACAAAGACCAGAAAGGGGCAAAGCUUGCUUAUGUUGUACCUACCAUCCCAUCCAGAAGAUUUGCCAGUACGUCUGACGUUGAUGAGAGAGAAAUCAGAGAUUCUGCAAGUAACUUAGUACGUAGUGGUUCUUACACACGGCGACGCUGGGAAGAAGAUCUGAAGAGGAAAGAAAUGAACCAUACAUCCACCACAGAAGGAUCAACUUCGCAAAAUGCUGCUGUCACCAGUGUUGUGCCUGGUUAUCAGAGGAGUAAUUCGUAUCUGCUAGCAAUAGGCAGAAGUAACAGUGCCAGAGAUCUCCCAACCAGCUCUUCCUCAGCCAUCAGCUUGGAUUCUACUAAUACCAAGCCUAGGCAACCAUCUUCAACUCAGUACUCAUCUUACAGCGUCUACAAAAGUAGUUCUUUUGGUAGAAGGAAAGAGGAUUUGAUCAGUCCUGUUCAAAGUGCCAUUUCAACCAAUGCCAUUGCAACCAUUACCUCAUCAAGCAGCCUGCAACCUAUUCCCAGGAGCACUGCAUCCACUUCAUCUGGCAGUACCUCAAAUCGGUUCUCGACGGGGGACAAUGCAGAAAGAGAGAAAGAAAAUGUUCCUUCAACGGUUACUACAACUGGCACUGUCUCUUCAACAGCAGAGAUCAGGGAGAGACGCAGGUCAUAUUUAACUCCUGUUCGAGAUGAAGAAUCUGAGUCACAAAGAAAAGCCAGGUCGAGACAAGCUCGGCAGUCAAGAAGGUCAACACAGGGUGUAACACUAACAGACCUACAAGAAGCUGAGAAAACGAUUGGGAGAAGUCGUUUAGACCGUCGAACUCGAGAACAGGAAGAAAAAGAAAAGGAGGAAAAGGAAAAGCAAGAUAGAGAAAAGCAAGAGGAUAAGAAUCGAGUGGAAACUCAAGAUGACGAGAGACAAAGGUUUAGUAAAAACACCGAAGAGCCUUAUCAACGCAUGAGGUCGAGUACCACGACAACUUCAACUGCCACCAUCUCUGCCUUCAAUAGUUCAUAUGUUGCAUCCCAACAAAAUCGACCGAACAGCCUUAUUGGCAUCACGUCUGCUUACUCUGUGUACAACCGAGGCUCUGGAGAAGUGGAUAAAGAAAUGGACAAAAGGGAGGAUGAGAGAGAUGGAGAAGAGAAAUUAGAUGACAAGUCACAAAAUAAACCAUCAAUAAGAGAGCGUCGGCGGCCAAGGGAAAAGCGGAGAUCAACAGGUGUUUCUUAUUGGACGCAGGAUAGUGAUGAAAAUGAACAGGAACAGCAGUCUGACACAGAAGAUGGGACAAACAAAAAAUGUCAGGUAAUUACUUUCUCUAAGUACUCAAUGUUGAAAUGUUUCUCCUAG